AAAACAGGCAUAAAAUAGCCUCCUUGGGAUAUCAAUCAGUGUUUCUGAUACACUGUCACUUUAAUCUUGUGUUUAUUUGAUGAAAUUACAAAAUGCUGUGCGUAUUUGAUCUAUCUAAAAAUGAGCUAUAAAUGACCACUUCUACCAAAGUAAUAGUAUUUAAGGCAUUGAUUUUUCAGCUUAAUUAAUUACAAAGAAAUCUAUAGAAGACAUGCACCCAUGAUUCCAGUUUAGAUUCUUGUUUUCAUGUGUGUAUGGUAAUAUGUUUAGUGGUUUAUAUGUUGUGCAAAGGAAAACAGUUCAACAGAAACUGUGGGGGGGGGGGAAGGGGUGUCUGUUUACAGUCACUUUUGUCAACAGUACUUCAGUAGCGCCAAAUUCUUUUCCUACAGAAGAGCAAAUUCCUGUUAACUUCUUUUUGUAGCUCUCAGUCCUAUGUUCCUUUCGCUUUCCUUUGGCUCGCCCUGACUUUAAGGUGAUGCAUGCUACCAUCCAUGCUGUGGCACCAAGAGGCUGCACUGCACUGCACUGAGCAAGUUUGGCUGUCUUGGAAAAACUCGCCUUGCCCAGUGGAAGAAAUUCUUAGUUUUAGUAACCUGAUGGCCCUCAGAAAGCCCUUGGAAGAUGGAGCAAUAUUAUUCUCUUGUGCAGCAGCAUGGUGGCACCUAGGUUUUCUUCACUGAAGAGAAUGUAACUUUGGCUUGAAGAGUGUGCAUCAAGUUUUGUACCUACAAAUUCAUACAUGGAAUUUAUGAAUGAGUGCUAUUCUCUUUCAUAUAACCUCAUCAGAAUGUUUUAUUUAACAGUACUCCAGGAUACUAGAAGCAAGUUGUUGCAAGCUCUGUCUUGCAUGAUCUUGCUUUACUGCACUGAUUACUUUAGCCACAUCCAUUGACCCCAGGUCUAUCUAUGUAACUAGUCAAUGCAAAAACCAGGUUAUUUAGCCCAGCAGAUCUUUGAAGUGAAUGGCAAUAGCUCAGUGAGUUUCUUAUUGGAAGUGUUAUGAUUCAUCCUAUCAAAUCAUAUCUGACUUCUGAGUUGCUUCAGAAAUGCAUAAGUUUCAACAAAUCUGAGCACAACGUGUUCUUACAAAAAUUUGAUACCAAGCCUUGUAAUACAAAAUCUACUGUUGACAGUGACAAUACAAGAGGUGUAUUUUGGCUGAUACUCUUUGUUCCUGUGCUCAUUAAGGUCUUGCUCCUUUUACAGGCUGCGAGUCUAAAAUUAGACAACGAGGCAGUGCAGGAUCAAAGACCUUUUCUUCAUGCUCUGAUGUUCAAAAAUGGCUAAUGUGCUCCAGGACACAUGUACACUUGAAGCUUCUUAUUCUGAAAAUGUUGAUACUGAGCUGUCCUUUCUGCCUGAAAGACUGAGAAAGAAACUGCUUCCUUUUCAGGAGAAAGGCAUCAUAUUUGCACUUCAGAGGAGUGGCAGGUGUAUGAUUGCUGAUGAGAUGGGGCUAGGUAAAACAAUUCAAGCAAUUGCUAUUUCCUACUACUACAGGAAGGAAUGGCCUCUCUUAAUAGUAGUGCCUUCAUCUCUGAGAUAUCCUUGGGUUGAUGAGAUGGAAAAAUGGAUUCCAGAACUAUCUCCAGAUGAUGUUAUUAUUAUUCAAAACAAAACUGAUACUGGGAGAAUAUCAAGCAGCAAAGUGACGAUUCUGGGAUAUGGCCUGUUAACUUCUGAUGCCCAGACUUUAGUAGACACUCUGUAUAGGCAGAACUUCAAGGUAGUUGUGAUUGAUGAAUCACACUAUAUGAAAUCCAGAAAUGCUAAACGCAGCAAGAUUUUAUUGCCAAUUGUGCAGAAAGCCAUUAGAGCAAUUCUUCUUACUGGAACUCCUGCUCUGGGAAGACCUGAAGAGCUUUUCAUGCAGAUUGAGGCACUUUUUCCAGGAAGAUUUGGAAGUUGGAGUGAAUAUGCCAAAAAAUACUGUGAUGCUCGUUUGAGAUUCUUUGGUAAAAGAAAACAAUGGGACUGUAGAGGAGCUUCAAAUUUAGAAGAACUACAUCAACUUUUAAGAAAAAUAAUGAUCAGAAGGCUGAAGAAUGAUGUUCUAACACAAUUACCUCCCAAAGUUAGACAGCGUAUUCCAUUUGAUCUCCCACAAGCCGCAGCUAAGAAUUUGAAUACCACUUUUGCAGAGUGGGAGAAAUUAAUGAGAAAGUUGAAUUCAGAGCCCACUGACAGCCAUUUUGUUGAAGUCAUGAGUCUAAUCACACGUAUGUAUAAAGAAACUGCAAUAGCCAAGGCAGGAGCAGUAAAGGACUAUAUCAGAAUGAUGCUUGAAAAUGACAAACUGAAGUUUCUAGUUUUUGCUCACCACUUAAGCAUGCUUCAAGCUUGUGCAGAGGCAGUGAUAGAAAAUAAGGUUCGCUACAUACGGAUAGAUGGAAGUGUUCCUUCUGCAGAAAGAAUACAUCUUGUUAAUCAGUUUCAGAAGGAUCCUGAUACCCGAGUUGCUAUUUUGAGUAUUCAGGCAGCUGGUCAGGGUUUAACUUUCACUGCUGCUACUCACGUUGUGUUUGCUGAACUAUAUUGGGAUCCAGGCCAUAUUAAGCAAGCAGAAGACAGAGCACACCGCAUUGGACAGUGCAGUUCUGUGAAUAUUCACUUCCUUAUAGCAAAAGGAACGUUGGAUCCUCUUAUGUGGGCAAUGCUGAAUCGCAAGGCCAAGGUUACAGGCAGCACCUUGAAUGGCAAAAAAGAGAGAAUGCAGGCUGAAGAAGGUGAUAAGGAGAAAUGGGAUUUUUUGAGUUUUGCUGAAGCUUGGACCCCUAAUGACAAUAUGGAAGAUCUCCAAAAUGAACUUCUGUUUACACAUUUCGAGAAGGAAAGACAGCAUGACAUACGUUCCUUCUUUUCCCCAAAGUCCUCCUCUGGAAAGAAACGCAAAAUAUUUCCAGAUAGUGAAUCAUUUAAGGUUGAUGCAGAGUCUUUUGACGCCAUGAAAAAAGAAGAUUCAGAGAAGAGCAGUGAAGAUCUGGAUUUCAAAAAAAUAAGUGACGUGGAUACAACUUGUCAUGAAAGUAUCUGUGAACAUGAAGCUAAAAGAGCGAGAAACAUAAGUGGAUCUACUCCAGUCAGCUCCAGUAAGAAAAAGACUUUGACUGGAAAAAUGUCCACUUUCUUCACAGAGAAGAACAACAAAGUCCUUCCUUGCGGCUCAAAUACUUCAAGCAAAGGCACAUCUUUAAAUAAAGUUUGGCACUGUAGUGUUUGCACUUACAGUAAUAAUGAAUUGCUUCCUUACUGUGAAAUGUGUAAUUGCCCUCAGAGCAAUAACGGUGAGAGAAACUGUGAAGUUCCUACUAGCCAGACUGAAGAAGACGUGUCAAAAGACUCCAGAAGAGGUGAACAGAGAGCAGCAUGGGAUGCUGAAGAUGGAAGAAAAGAUUUGGAGGAAUUGGUGACCGAGCAGUCUGAAAUCAGUGAACAAGAAGCUGUCAAAAUCAAAAGUACAGAAAAUGAAAGAAGGUGUGGAGAAGAUGAAUCAGAUGCAUUUCUAGUAUACGAUGGGCUAAUGUUCUGUGCAAGCAGGAAUACUGAUAGAAUUCACCUCUAUACAAAGGAUGGUGAACCACUGAAUCUGAAUUUCAUUCCAUUGGACAUACAGCUGGAUAACUGGGAGGAUUUACCAGAGAAUUUCCAACAUAAACAAAAUCGGUCAAUGAUUCUGCGGUUUGUGAAAGAAUGGAGUCAUCUAACAGCAAUGAAACAGAAAAUUGUCAGAAAAAGUGGUCAGCUGUUUUGUAGUCCUAUUCAUGCUGCAGAGGAGAUGUCUAAAAAGCAGUCAGCAGCAAGCAGUACAAAAAGGUAUGUGACCAAGGAGGAUGUAGCAGCAGCCUCACUUAGCAAAGUGAGCAGCAGUGGGGGCAGCGUGCGCCUCAUCACUAAAGAAAGUAGAGCUUGUCUGAGGAAUGAAAAUGCUUCUAUGGCACAACCAGGUCAUUCCACAAAGUUGUUUUUGGAGAGUGGAAAAAGUCCUUCUAUUCUUCCCUCCAAUUGGACUGAUGUUCAAAAUUCCUCCCUACCCAAAGGCUAUUUGCAAGCCCUGGAUGGUGAAGGAAACCCACUUUGUCUCCGCUGCCAGCAGCCAACAGCUCAGCUUGACCAAAGCUGCCAGACCCAUGCCUGGGACACACGGUUCUGCUCUCUUGCCUGCCAGGAGGAAUUCUCAGUUCGUUCUAGUCAGGGCUACCUCAGGACUAAGGUAUUUGAAAUUGAACAUGGUGUUUGCCAGUUUUGUCAUCAGAAUGCUCAAGAGCUCUAUCUUAACAUCAGAGAUGCACCUAAGACUCAGCGUAAGAAACUUCUGGAGAGCUCAUGGAUGUCUCAUCUUCCAGUUGGGCAGUUGAAUGAAAUUAUAACAAACCCAACAGAAGGUCAGUUCUGGCAGGUGGAUCAUAUCAGGCCUGUUUACAGUGGAGGAGGACAGUGUUCCUUGGAAAACCUUCAGACUCUGUGUACAGUCUGCCACAGAGAGAGAACUGCAAAACAGGCCAAGGAAAGAAGUCAGAUGAAGAGACACUCUUUAGCUACAAAGUACGGUUGUGAUAUCACAAAGUUUUUUGUGAAGAAGUAAAAUAAUAAGUAUAAUCAGUUACAUUAUAACUCAGGAAUUACUAUAGUCACAUAGUUUUCCUCAUGCACUUUGAAAAAAUAGUCUUGUAUGCUGGUAGAGAAAAUGUGCGAGCAAAACAUGAAAUCAUUCAAAAUACUGAUUUUUCAGAGGGCCUUGGAUGAAUGCAUGCAAGGAACUUAAUCAUGGUUACGUUUUUAUGGCCCUGCAGUUUAAAGCUGAAUUUCUAUGUAUAACCUUAGUGCAGUUUUGAAGUACUACAAUUUUCAUAUUAGUUCAUUUACAACUGUAAGAAUUGGAGGAAGUGCUGCUGAAAUUCAUGUUAGUCUUACAGUGUUCAGCUGUAGUGGGGUAUUAAGGACCAGGGAGCUAUCUUAGUUAAAAUUAUUCCCUUUGUUCACUCAAUCAAAGGUACUGGAGAAAAUACAGAUUCUGCUCUCUAUUAUGACUGCAACAAGGCAGGUAAUGUGUUUUGUCUAAAACUGUCUCAUAACUACAUAUAUA
This is a messenger RNA of Phasianus colchicus (ring-necked pheasant), 5086 nucleotides long. The record is from RefSeq and is a predicted model, not a curated record. NCBI's taxonomy places the organism in Eukaryota, Metazoa, Chordata, Aves, Galliformes, Phasianidae.